This is a messenger RNA of Yarrowia lipolytica CLIB122, 537 nucleotides long. Lineage: Eukaryota; Fungi; Ascomycota; Dipodascomycetes; Dipodascales. The record is from RefSeq and is a predicted model, not a curated record.
AUGGUGAAAGAGCGAAGGACAAUGGCCGAUACGAAUCGCCAUAGUAGAGGUAUGGAGCGAAUGGUGGUGUGCAAGUGGCUUUUAUACCAUAACAGUUGUGACACAGUAGAAGCUCGUUUGUUGAAUUAUGCGGCACUCCGACGAUCUCUAACUACGAUAUAUCGUGGAGCGCAAGUGAGAAGUACUUGUACGAGGCAAACAAGCGGUUGUACUACAAGUGUUCGUACGAGUACAGUACUCAUAAGUACAGAACUUGUACCAACUUGUAUGAAGUCACUCAAUUACUAUAGGGAUGAACAGAAACACAACUACUGGAAGCAAAAGGGAGUGAAAGGAAACAGAAACAGAAACAGAAACAGAAACAGAAACAGAAACAGAAACAGAAACAGAAACAGAAACAGAAACAGAAACAGAAACAGAAACAGAAACAAAAACGGAAACAGAAGCAACCUGAAUGUUGUCAAAAGGAUACUUGUAGUAGAUUCAGCAAGGUGCAAGGUAACAUCAACCUCGGCUACAGUAAACUUGGGAAAUUGA